Molecule: messenger RNA, 2115 nt
Organism: Sphenostylis stenocarpa
Lineage: Eukaryota; Viridiplantae; Streptophyta; Magnoliopsida; Fabales; Fabaceae
Source: the annotation of a GenBank genome assembly
AUGGCUCUUCCUGGUUCCUUGCAGUUGUCCCACGGACUGGGACUUUGCAGGAACCUGGGCUGCAAUAAACAUUCGAAGGCAACGGGACAUGGCAAGUUACAUUUACUUAGUGCGGGUCCUUCAUAUCCUAUUUCGUUCAUGAGACAGGAGUGCAGGGAUUUUCAACAUCUUCGACAUAUAAACAAGCCAACACAUAGAUUAUCAUGCAAAUCCCGAUCCUUUAAGUGUAAUUGUUUUAUGGUGUCAGGCCAACCGAAUGAUCUUCCUGCUGUUAAGUUGGCUGCUACAGUGUUGGCUAGGUCUAGUAAUGUGUUACAAAAUAGUCCUAUCAUAGUAAAGUUGAUUCCUGCAAUUGGCGUUAUCAUUUUUGCAAUAUGGGGUGUUGGACCAUUAUUGUUUCAGACAAGGAAAAUACUUUUUCAGAGGAGUGAUAAUAGUUGGAAGAAAAGUACCACUCACUAUAUAGUGACUUCUUACCUUCGGCCAUUACUGUUAUGGACUGGAGCAAUACUUAUUUGCAGGGCAUUGGAGCCAUUAAUUCUACCUUCAGAACCUGGCCAGGUUGUUAAGGAACGGCUUCUGAAUUUUGUAAGAUCAUUGUCAACGGUACUGGCCUUCGCCUAUUGUUUGUCAAGUGUAAUUCAACAAUUACAGAAAUUCUUAGCAGAGGGUACUGAUGCAAGUGAGACGAGAAAUAUGGGAUUCCAAUUUGCUGGCAAAGCUGUUUACUCAGCGGUAUGGAUUGCUGCAUUUUCAUUGUUCAUGGAAUUGUUAGGCUUCUCUACCCAGAAAUGGGUUACUGCAGGAGGUCUUGGGACAGUUUUGUUGACCCUUGCUGGUCGUGAGAUAUUUACAAACUUCCUUUCAAGUGUGAUGAUUCAUGCAACUCGGCCUUUUGUGGUUAAUGAAUGGAUUCAAACAAAGAUUGAAGGAUAUGAGGUUUCUGGUACUGUGGAGCAUGUUGGCUGGUGGUCACCAACAAUUAUUAGAGGUGAAGAUCGUGAAGCUGUUCACAUUCCAAACCACAAAUUUACAGUGAAUGUUGUGCGGAACCUUAGUCAAAAAACACAUUGGCGAAUCAAAACCCAUCUAGCCAUUAGUCAUUUGGAUGUAAAUAAGAUUAAUAACAUUGUUGCUGACAUGCGGAAAGUAUUAGCAAAAAAUCCUCAAGUUGAGCAGCAGAGGUUGCACAGGAGAGUGUUUUUGGACAACAUAAAUCCUGAAAAUCAGGCGCUUUUGAUUCUGGUGUCUUGUUUUGUUAAGACGUCACAUUUUGAAGAAUAUCUGUGCGUUAAGGAAGCAAUACUGUUGGAUCUUCUUAGAGUUAUAGGUCAUCACCGGGCCAGGCUUGCAACACCGGUCCGUACCCUGCAGAAAAUAUACAGUGAUGCUGACUUGGAGAAUAUACCGUUUGCAGAUUCGACAUUUGGUCGUGGUGCUGGCACUGUACCUAACCGUCCAUUAUUAGUGAUUGAACCAUCUUACAAAAUCAAUGGAGAUGAUAAGAUGAAAAGUCGAUCAGCACGACCAGCUCUUGAUCAAGAUAAUAAGACAUCUAACUCUGAUGCCAAUGGAAACUCUAAGACAGUUGUGACAUCUAACUCUGACACAAAUGGAAAGACAGUUGUGACACCCAAAUCUGAUCCUGAACUGGGUGAAAACAAGCCACUGAAAUCAGAUUCAAACAAGGAAAACGUGGAGGUUGCAGAACCUUCUUCUAAAUCUAAAGUAUACGGUUUGGUAGUAGAAAAUUUAGCCCAGAAGGACAUAGAUGCCAAACAGUCCAAGGGUCAGACUACUAAAAACAUAAAGCCAAAUAUUGAGUCUGAAAAUGUACUGUCCUCCUCAUCUAACAAUGCUGACAAAACUGGUGGACUUAAUACGAAUAUACCAUUAAAACAGCAAGGAGAAAAGAAACCUGCUUCACAGCCUCAUGCAUCGAGGGCUGUUCUUGAAGAGAAUAUAGUACUAGGUGUUGCAUUGGAGGGAUCAAAGAGGACACUUCCCAUUGAUGAGGAGAUUGACAAUGUGACAUCUCGAGAGGCCAAGGAAAUGGCUGCAUUCCAGGGUGGAAAUGGAUCUCCAAAGGCUCCAGAUGGAAAUGACUACUUGUAA